Pseudoliparis swirei is the source of this 2059-nucleotide messenger RNA. RefSeq names its product COP9 signalosome subunit 2 (gene cops2). Gene Ontology annotation, cellular component: COP9 signalosome. Gene Ontology annotation, biological process: protein deneddylation. Gene Ontology annotation, molecular function: protein binding. The record is from RefSeq and is a predicted model, not a curated record. The transcript is spliced from 13 exons. The coding region runs from base 165 to 1505 and encodes 446 amino acids. NCBI's taxonomy places the organism in Eukaryota, Metazoa, Chordata, Actinopteri, Perciformes, Liparidae.
AACUCUAAUAAUAACUCUGGUCCCCGCCGCAGCUGACCCCACAGCGCCCCCUGCCGGCGGCCCGCGGCGCCGCGCCUCCCCGCCGGAACACAGCCAGCUCGACGCGCUGCGCAGGCCGGACUCCCGACGGCCCCCCCGCCCCGAGCAGCGAGGACGGCACCAAGAUGUCCGACAUGGAGGACGAUUUCAUGUGCGACGACGAAGAAGAUUACGACCUGGUAUCUGAAUACUCAGAGGACAGUAACUCCGAACCCAACGUGGACCUUGAGAACCAGUACUACAACUCCAAAGCCUUGAAGGAGGACGAUCCCAAAGCGGCUCUCUGCAGCUUCCAGAAGGUCUUGGAGCUGGAAGGAGAAAAAGGAGAAUGGGGCUUCAAAGCAUUGAAACAGAUGAUCAAAAUCAACUUCAAGCUGACUAACUUCCCGGAGAUGAUGAACAGGUACAAGCAGCUGCUGACGUACAUCAGAAGUGCCGUCACGAGGAACUACUCUGAGAAGUCCAUCAACUCUAUUCUGGACUACAUCUCCACCUCCAAACAGAUGGACUUACUGCAGGAGUUCUACGAAACCACGCUGGAGGCUUUGAAGGAUGCAAAGAAUGACCGAUUGUGGUUUAAGACGAACACAAAGCUGGGGAAGCUGUACCUGGAGAGGGAGGAGUACGGCAAGCUGCAGAAGAUCCUGAGGCAGCUGCACCAGUCGUGUCAGGUAACGGACGACGGGGAGGACGACCUGAAGAAGGGAACGCAGCUGCUGGAGAUCUACGCCCUGGAGAUCCAGAUGUACACGGCCCAGAAGAACAACAAGAAGCUGAAGGCUCUGUACGAGCAGUCGCUGCACAUCAAGUCAGCCAUCCCCCACCCGCUCAUCAUGGGCGUCAUCAGAGAGUGCGGGGGCAAGAUGCAUCUGAGGGAGGGUGAGUUUGAGAAGGCUCACACGGACUUCUUUGAGGCCUUCAAGAACUACGACGAGUCCGGCAGCCCGAGGAGGACGACGUGCCUGAAGUACCUGGUGCUCGCCAACAUGCUGAUGAAGUCUGGCAUCAACCCCUUCGACUCCCAGGAGGCAAAACCGUACAAAAAUGACCCGGAGAUCUUAGCCAUGACGAACUUAGUCAGUGCAUACCAGAACAAUGACAUCACUGAAUUUGAGAAGAUCUUGAAGACGAACCACAGCAACAUAAUGGACGACCCCUUCAUCCGGGAGCACAUCGAAGAACUCCUGAGGAACAUCAGAACUCAAGUGCUGAUCAAACUCAUCAAGCCGUACACCAGGAUACACAUCCCCUUCAUUUCUAAGGAGCUGAACAUCGAUGUGUGUGACGUGGAGAGUUUGCUGGUGCAGUGCAUUCUGGAUAACACAAUCCACGGGCGAAUCGACCAAGUGAACCAGCUGCUGGAGCUGGACUACCAGAAGAGGGGCGGGGCUCGCUACACCGCGCUGGACAAAUGGACAAAUCAGCUGAACUCGCUCAACCAGGCCAUCGUGAGCAAGCUCACAUGAUGGCCACCAGAGACACGUGGGACACAUCCACAACAUAGGCCACUGCAACAUUCUCUGAGACAAGAUACACAGCACAGGAUUUCAGGCGUAAAGAAGGCGUAAAGAAGACGUGAAGAAGGCGUGAAGAAGGCGUAAAGAAGGCGUAAAGAAGACGUAAAGAAGGUGUGAAGAAGACGUGAAGAAGACGUGAAGAAGGCGUGAAGAAGGCGUAAAGAAGACGUAAAGAAGGUGUGAAGAAGACGUGAAGAAGACAUAAAGAAGGCGUAAAGAAGGCGUGAAGAAGACGUAAAGAAGACGUAAAGAAGACGUGAAGAAGGCGUGAAGAAGGCUCCAGGAACACGUGCUCAGUGUUGUGUUGUCGUGAUGAGAGGGCACUUAUUUCUCUGUUGUUUUUUUAUGUUCCUGAUUGGCAGAUUCUUCCAUGUGCAACACACAAACGCUUUAGUUGUUUAAAAAAAGAAAAGAAAAAAAAAAGUCCUAAAUGUGUAUGAAAGUGUACACACUAUUUUAAUGUAUUCUGUUGCCUGUUGGUAAUAAACAGAUUUCUCUCGGCA